This is a messenger RNA of Callorhinchus milii (elephant shark), 1863 nucleotides long. RefSeq lists its product as uncharacterized. The coding region runs from base 1 to 1863 and encodes 620 amino acids. NCBI's taxonomy places the organism in Eukaryota, Metazoa, Chordata, Chondrichthyes, Chimaeriformes, Callorhinchidae. The record is from RefSeq and is a predicted model, not a curated record. The transcript has 4 exons.
AUGCUGGCAAAGCUGGAGUUGGUGCAGAGUCGGAAGGACCCAGGAGCCAAGUAUUCCUUCCCCCUGGGGCCCUACCCUCGUUGCACCUGGAUCCACGAGGACACUCCAGAGGACGGGCUGGACAAGACCUGCUUCCGCAUCUGGAAAAGGGUUCAACAGCUCUCAGCUCACCUGGACCUCGGCACCAGAGAGGCCGAUGAGCCCCAGAGGGGCAGCCAGGAGCCGGGAGCCCAGGAGGGGUAUCUGAGUAUCGUGGGACCCAACAGGGAGUUGGAGGAAUGCGAGACGGAGCCCCUCAGGUCUAGGAAAGAGCCCAGCCCACCUGUGGGCAAGGACGCGGUCCUAAACAGCAUCUUGAAGACCCUCAGCUGCGGCGAGGAGGCCGGGAAAGAGGCCGAGGCAACGGGGAGCAGCCCAGAGGGGGAGGAGGAGAGCCUGGAAGAGGCCAGCGGGGAGCAGGACAAGGCCCAACUCCAGCCAGGCCAGCUUCUCCGCUCGCCAGGCCCCGUGGCCUCCAACAAGGAGAUCUGCCAGCUCCUGGCUCAGUUCUCCCUCAAGCACAUCAAUGAGGCGGAAGCUCCUGACAACAAGGUGAUGAUGGAGGAGGCGCGGUUGAUCAAGGACUUCCUGCAGAACAACAUGUUCAGCCUGGCUGGGGACAAGAAGCUUCCCGUCUUCGCCAAGCUCUGCGAGGAGCCGGCCCCCGACUCCGACGCCCCCGCUCCUCCGGCCUGCGAUCCACUGGAUCGUUCUGAGCCCCCCGCCCUCGAGCCCGGGGAUCGUCCCCCGCCCGGGGGAGGCAGGGAGACCGAGGCAUGCGAGGCCGUCACCCCGGAGCCCAGGCUGCAAAACGGGGGCCCCAGCCGGUCGGAGCACAGUUACAGUACCUGCCGGCACCCACAGAAGGCCUCGCUCUCGGCCUCCCGCAGGGGCAGCCAGGCCGGGAAGAAGGAGCCGGGAGCGGGAAAGGGCCAGGAGCGGGAAGGGCUCGGGGCGAAGGCCCUCAAAGCCAAGGACGGCUUCCGCUCGCCUAGGAGGGAAAUGGGGCCGCAGGCUUUUGGCCUGGCCGAGGAGGAGACGAAGAGGGACUUGGAGAGCGUGGCGGAGGGCGAACGGGUGGCUCGGUCGCUCAGCCCUGAGCGUCAGGCCGGCACGGACGAGGAUGUUUCGGGCCCCGGGCCCCUGGCGCUGGAGGCCGAGGCCUCCGGGAUGGAGCGAUCGCUCGUCUACCAGGAAAAAAACAUGGCCGCCUCUGGCCUACUGCUUCCCGCUUCCACCUAUGACUGCAACUCCAAGUACGGGGCGGGUCUCUACGCCAACCGCUUCCUGGGGGGGUCCCUGACCAUGCCCAGCCGCCCCCCACUCAUCAACUACCCUCCCCCUGUGCCCCCUGCCCCACCCGCUCCCCCAACCUCCAGCUACUCCCAGCACCAGGCUUUCUACCAGCCUAGGCCCCUCCGCAUGGCCCACCAGCCAACCGCCUACCAGCAACAGCAACCCAGCUGCUUUGUGCGGCAAACCAACCCUUACAACUACAGCCAAAUGGGCCAGGAAUAUGUCCCCCGUCAGACCUACAUCCGGGCCACCUAUGCCCCUCUGGUGGGCUACUGGUCGUUUGUGCCCGAAUACUCCUACACGGCCCCCCGCAACGCCCCCAAGCCCCUAGCCCCGGGCGGGGGCAGCAACAACCCCCCUCCCAUGGCCGGUGACGGCCCUCAGUGCCUCUUCCAGCCGGCCUACGGUUACGUGGACACCAACAUGGCAGCCACCAGGUUUAACUCCGGACGAUCGGGUCCCGUCUACAACAACAACAACUUCCAGAUGUAUUACCCGGCAGAUGGUAGCGGCUACAACUAUUGGUAG